Messenger RNA from Sitophilus oryzae (rice weevil), 1896 nucleotides. It is a transcript of the gene CtsK1, whose product is annotated as digestive cysteine proteinase 1. The transcript has 10 exons. Lineage: Eukaryota; Metazoa; Arthropoda; Insecta; Coleoptera; Curculionidae. Gene Ontology annotation, biological process: immune response. The record is from RefSeq and is a predicted model, not a curated record. Gene Ontology annotation, cellular component: lysosome. The coding region runs from base 159 to 1793 and encodes 544 amino acids. Gene Ontology annotation, molecular function: cysteine-type endopeptidase activity.
AAAUCAGCUGGCCUAGGUCACUCGAUUAAGUCGAUAAGCAUUUAAAACUCGGCAAAAAGUAAACAAAGAAUAAGCAAACGAAUAAGUAAUUUAUAAAAUAGCUUAUCGAGAAUUAUCGUCAUUAUUCUUGGUGUAUCACUCAAAUAAGCAACAUCACGAUGUUGGUGUUUGGGUUCCUUUUUUCAGCUCUAUUUUUUGCUGCUAAUGCAGUAGAUGCACCUGUAUGGAGUGAUGUGUAUUCUGUAAAAGGAAUGUUAUUCAUUCCUUAUGCUGAAAUUGAAGAGCCCUUUUCUGCAUGGUAUGAUGGCCCAAACAAACAAUCAAGAAUCGACUACUAUGGUGAUAUGGUGAAAACCUAUCAACUGGGCAACAGUGGAUAUGGUACUAGCCUUAAAAUAGCCCCUGUUACUACUGAAGAAGUUGAAAAUUCUGUAACAUGCCUUCAAGUGAAUGGAACCAGUGAUGAUCAAAUUUCUCCACAAACUGUUCUGCCAGAUAUUACAGGAUUUGAAUAUGCUGGUGAAGAAGUUAUUGAAGGUGUCGCAACUCAAAAAUGGAACUUAACAAAUAUUAUUGGUGAAAAAAGAAAUAUAUACACACUUUGGGUCAGGGAAAAGGACUUAGAUGGAACUAAAGUAUCUGUACCUGUCAGAUUUGAUAUGAGAGGAUACAAUGUAAUUUUAGGAAGUCACUUUGAUCACUACUACCUAUAUUAUAACGAAUAUGAUAUCAGUCCUAUUGCUGAGGAAACAUUCAAAAUUUCAGACAAUUUAACUUGCAGUGCAUUCCCUGGUCCUGGUAACAAACACAUCUACACUUUCAACCCCAUGGCCGAGUUUAUCAAACCAGAAGAACAAGGACAUCUCGAUUUUGAGUUUGACAAAUUCACACGGAAACAUGGCAAAACUUACAAUGGAACCCUUGAAUCUACUCUGCGUAAAGAAAUAUUCAAACAAAACAUCAGAUUUAUACAUUCUCACAACAGGAAAAAUGUGGGAUAUUCUUUAGCUGUUAACCACCUUGCUGACAAGACUGACAAUGAACUUAAAGCUUACAGAGGCAAGUUGUAUUCUGGCGAAUACAAUGGAGGUCAGCCUUUCCCUUAUAAGGACAGUGAUUAUGCUGAUCUUCCUGAUCAAUGGGAUUGGAGGUUAUAUGGAGCAGUAACACCUGUGAAAGAUCAAUCUGUAUGCGGCUCUUGCUGGUCAUUUGGUACUGUAGGUGCAAUUGAAGGGGCUUAUUUCUUGAAAAAUGGUGGAAAACUAGUCCGUCUAUCCCAGCAAGCUUUAAUAGACUGCACUUGGGGAUAUGGUAAUAAUGGAUGUGAUGGUGGAGAAGACUUCAGAGUUUAUCAGUGGAUGUUGAAACAUGGAGGAAUACCUACUGAAGAGGACUAUGGGCCAUAUUUAGGCCAAGAUGGUUACUGUCAUGCCGAGAAAGUAGAUAAAGUAGCCAAGAUUAGUGCAUGGGUCAAUGUAACUCAAAAUGAUGAGAAUGCUCUUAGACUGGCCUUAUUUAAAAAUGGUCCUGUAAGUGUUUCUAUAGAUGCCAGUAAAAAAACCUUCAGUUUCUACUCAAAUGGUGUCUAUUAUGAUGAAAAUUGUGGGAAUACUGAAAAAGAUCUGGAUCAUGCAGUAUUAGCAGUUGGUUAUGGUACAAUUGGAGGCAAGAAUUAUUGGCUAGUUAAAAAUAGCUGGUCGAAUUAUUGGGGUAAUGAUGGAUAUGUUUUAAUGUCCUCUGAGAAGAACAACUGUGGCGUCAUGACAACACCCACGUAUGUUAUAAUGGCAUAGAGUACUAAACUUAACUUUUAUUAUUUUUUUAAAUAAUUAAACAAUAUCAGUUUAUAUAUUUCUAGUAAAAACUUUAAAGAGAAAUAAACAAUUUAUGUUAUUA